Molecule: messenger RNA, 1498 nt
Organism: Malus domestica (apple)
Lineage: Eukaryota; Viridiplantae; Streptophyta; Magnoliopsida; Rosales; Rosaceae
Product: plant UBX domain-containing protein 10-like
Cellular component (GO): endoplasmic reticulum
Molecular function (GO): ubiquitin binding
Source: RefSeq, a predicted model, not a curated record
CCUCAUUCAACGGUGGAUUGUUUCACAAGCAAAGCACAAUCCUCUCCUUUCAUCUUUCUAGACGCUAAAAAGAAGAAGCAUCUUCACAUUCUCCCAUAAUUCUCUUUUUAUCUCCACAAUUAAACUUAAUCUAAUAAAGUAACAAUGAAACUGAUUGAUUGUUUGUACUGCUUUGAACAACCAUAUAUCUCAAUUCGCUCCGCUCUCAUGUUCGUAAUGGCUUCACUAGAGGUUUCUCGUUGUAAUUAACUGUUAUUCGCGUAAAAGAAAUUAACCCUAUAUCUCAAUUGAUCUUAUUACAAAAAGAAACUUUCGAUUGUUGAUGGCAAUGAGGGAAGGCAUAAGAUCAGCUGCAGAGGCAUCUUGCAAUGGGAUCGUUCGCCGGAUGGUAAGCCUUCCGAGCAGCCUUAUGGGAGGAUUUUCCAGAGCAAUGGGGCACGGCAGACACCUUAUAGGAAUAGGAUCAGGAAGAAGAACUCAAACCCUACCAUCAAACUUUCCAAUGCAUUAUCCAGAAGAGCCUCUAAUCCUUCCAGAAGUAUCGGUCUCUUUUCUAACUAGCUUCGAGCAGCAGUAUGGCACCAUGCAUCCAUUCUUUUACGCAUGCCGGUUUAUGGAAACCCUAAAGAUUGCUGAGGAUGAGCACAAGUUCUUGUUCUUGUAUCUCCACUCACCGGAACACCCUUUCACACCUUCUUUCUGUAGGGAGACGCUGUCUUCUGAGGCGGUGGUGCAGUUUCUUGAUGCUAACUUUGUUUCCUGGGGAGCAAUUGCAGAUAGAGAUGAAGGUCUACAAAUGAGUGCAACUCUUCGCCCGGCUUGCUUUCCAUUCUGUGCUGUUAUAGCUCCUGUUGCUGGUGAUAACAUAGCAGUGAUGCAGCAGAUGGAAGGGCCAAUUUCCCCAACCGAGCUGGUGGGGAUUCUGCAGCGGACGCUGGAGGAACAAGGGCUGGCGUUUCGCAGUUUGAAGGCCAAGAAGGCAGAAAAAAUAAUAGCAGACCGCCGUCUGAGGGAAGAACAAGAUGCAGCAUAUCUUGCAGCUAUACAAAUAGACAAGCAAAAGGAGAGACUAAAGAAUGUACCUCCACCUGUUCGACCUCAAAAACCAGCAGAAGCCCCAAACAAAGCAAAUCAUGAGAGGCUUCAAAACCAUUCUGCCCAAAAACAGCAUGGAAAAACUAGAGAGGCUUCCAUUGAUCCUCAAGAUCCUCAGGCUGCCCGGAUACUGAUCAGAUUUCCGAAUGGCGAAAGACGAGAGCAAUGCUUCUUGUGCACAGACAAACUGCAAGCGGUUUACAGAUACAUAGAUUCAUUGGGUGUUCCUGGUAUAGGAGGAAACUACAGAUUGGUGUCAAGCUUCCCAAGAAAAGUGUAUGGAGUUGAUCAAAUGGGGAUCACACUCAAGGAUGCUGGCCUGCAUCCUAGAGCAAGCCUAUUUCUUGAAUUGGCCCCAACUGUUUAAAACAUUCUACAAUAUUAUUUAACGUUUUGAAAAUUA